Molecule: messenger RNA, 4772 nt
Organism: Metopolophium dirhodum (rose-grain aphid)
Lineage: Eukaryota; Metazoa; Arthropoda; Insecta; Hemiptera; Aphididae
Product: protein yellow-like
Exons: 8
Coding region: 740-2386 (548 amino acids)
Cellular component (GO): extracellular region
Source: RefSeq, a predicted model, not a curated record
AUCCAUUUUCACGCGCAAUCGUACGCUUUUGAAUACUCAAAAUCAUGUUCUUUGUUAUUCCGGUACUGCGCGCAAUCGUAUGCCCAAAAAGGCAAAACGCGCGCAAUCGUACUCCACCGCCGUAAACAGUCAGCAAACCAUUAAUUGCUUUCGUUACCUUUGCGAAAACGCGUCUUAUGUUUAUAAAAAUAAUUCUAUCUUUUAUGUAUUUAUACUCAGUGACUAGUGAGUAGUAUAAAUCAUUAUUUAUUAAACAUUUGUGAAAUACAAUUUUUUGUGAUCUAGAUGUAGAUGUGUUGACAAUUAAUUGCGGUGACUUUGGCGGCAUUAAAGUCUGCUUACGUUGGCCAUAUUCUUUUUUUACUUAUGUAGCCGUAGGUAGUGCCACCAACUUUGUAUUGACACUGUCCAUCCACCGUCGGUGGUAGUCAAAACGUGAACGGUGUCUGUUUUGGAAGUCCCGGCCGCCGACGAAUGAAUGGAUUACAACGGCCUCUGAGGCUGGUUUCACACUUUUUUGGCACAAUUUUUACAAGCAGUCCUGUGUCGGCGUUCAAGUUUUUCUUGUAGUCCAGUAGUCCACCGUCACUACACAAAAAUAUUGGGCAGAGUCGCAGAGAAGAGAUUUAAAAAAUCCGUAUUUUAGGGAUAGACGCAGGAAUUUUGUUUUGGAAAAUGAAAAUCGAAUUUCUUUUUGUAUAUAUACGAGAGACGUAUUCAUGGGCAAAUAACUGCUACCAUGGUGCCAUAUCGUUGCCGUUGCGGCGGCGGGUUGAUUUCGACGUUGGUGGCUGCGGCGGUCUUCGCGUGCGGCGCGGUCGCGGGGACGAUGCAAGUCGAGUACAGCUGGGUGUACGUGGACUAUACAUUUGCCAGUCCGAAUCACCGAGAAUCGGCCAUCAACUCGGGGAAGUUCAUUCCUGAAAACUGUGUCAUACUGGACGUGGACAUAUUUCAAGGGCCAUCUGAAGAAAAACUAUACUUCAAUAUGGGUUCAAAUUCAAAUUCUGCUGUUACCAAACAACGAGUGUUUGUAAUGGUUCCUCGUAUCAAGCCGGGAAAUCCUGCAUCGAUUGCAGAAGUAGUUCCAGGAGAUCGCCCAAGUUCCGUACUAUUAGCGCCGUACCCGAAUUGGAAGGCUAAUACUAUUUCAGAAGACACGAUCAAUUGCGACGAUACGAUUGUUUCAGUAUUUAGAACCAAAAUUGACUAUCUCGGUCGAUUUUGGGUUGUUGAUGUCGGCACAUUAGACCAAUUUGAGAUGACAGCUCGGUCCGUGUGCCCUCCAAAACUUUUGAUAUUUGACUUGAAAAAUGGCGAUAGAGUUAUAAAAACGUAUAAAUUUCCAUCGUCACAGGUAAAAGACGUUUCGUUGUUCACUAACAUCGAAGUCGAUAUCAGAGAUUCAAAGGGCCGUAAUACAUUUGCUUACAUAACCGAUACUACUGCGUAUAAACUUAUCGUGUACGAUUUUAAAAAUGACGAAAGUUGGGUGGUAGAUCAAGCAUACUUCUACCCGUACCCAAAUAAGGCUCAUUUUAAAAUUAAAGGAGUUAACUUUGACUUAAUGGAUGGAAUAUUAGGAUUAGCCUUAGGUCCUAUAAUAAAAAACGAUCGAAAAUUGUAUUUCCACGCAUUCGCUAGCAUCAGAGAAUCGUGGGUGAACACCAACACAUUGCAAAAUAAAUCGAUGUUUCAAAAUGGUUUAAUCGACGGUUCCGGUACAUUCUUUUUGUCUUCGGAAGUUAGAGAAACCCAAUCUAGUGUUGAAGUGAUGACUGACAAUGGAGUACUUAUAUACGCAUCAAUGGACAACAGUUUGGGUUGUUGGAACAUCCAGGACCCAUUUACAACUAAAUACACCCACACGAUAUAUAAGAGUGACGAAGAUUUUCAAUUUCCUAGUGGCAUGAAAAUUGUGGGCGGCAAAGUGUGGGCAGUGUCAAGUCAACUUCAAAAUCAUUUCACAACUAUGGUCACUAAUCGUAAAUCUGUCAAGUACAGGGUGCUGGUUGGUCGAGUUGACGAAUUAAUAAAACGCACAGGAUGCGAUAAGAGGACAAGAUUUGACGACGACAACGACGAGUUUCUAGUCGAAUCGUUUGACGAUAACAUAUUGCACGAAUGGCGUGCGGUACCGGACACGGAACCAUGGAGCUAUUCGAGAAUGUCCAGGGUGUUCGAAGGCAAAAAUGGCGCGCAUCAGACGCCCGUCAAGUCUUUGGUAUUGACCGGAAACGUAAACGUACACGGUCACAGUAAAUCGGCGUCGUUGUCAUACGAUUGCCGUAUGAGUAUGAUCAACGGUCAACUGAAUAACCGCGACUGUUUGGGCAAGUCUCGUCGGAGGAACCGGGUGAGGCGCGGUCCGGGUCCUCAAAGGUGACGCAUCUUUAUAAUAAUUGUCGUUGCCAGUGUUGCCUGUGCGGAUCAUUGUGACGUACAACACGUGUAACGGCUCAUAUACCGGCUCAUAUUUCCAGAAGAAAUUUUUAAACAACUUCUGUGUUAUGUUUUUUUUUUUUUUUCAUAAUAUAUAAAAUAUAAUUUAAACCGCACACAACCUCAUAGGUCAUAAUCAUAAACAAUACAUAAAUGCUACGAUAGUUAAUAUAUAUAUUUAGAGAUCGCGAUUGCGCAACGCGUACCUAUAUAUAUAUAUAUAUAUAUAUAGCGGAAGUAGUAUCACGCGUUGUUUCUAGAUGCUCAUUAGUAUAGGUAGGUAUAUAAUUAGUUACGUUCGUAUAAGUAUGCUUUAAAGUUAAAGACAUAAGUAAGUGUGUACUGAAGAAUACAUUUUACAUUCUAAAUGUGAUUAGUGCGUGUCCGUAAACCGUUUUAAGAAAUCUAGGUGUUUGUAGACGAUGAGAAAUAAUUAUGCAACUAUUUACACAUAUUACCUAUAUUAUAUAUAAUAUAUUGUUUGGGACAAACGUAAAUAAUAUAACCGAGCCUAAUUAGAAUUAUUCUAAUAAUUAAAAAAAUUAAAUUUUUCAUAUUCAAAAUAGCUAACGAUUUUUAAUUUCCAUUUUGUAUACUUUGAUAUAAUAUCUAUCAAGUAUAAUAACUGUAAAUCUAUAAUAUAAUCCAAAAAGUCAAAAAGACUACAACUAAAUAACCCUCUACGCAUUCUAAGCACACUAAUUCACAGAAAUACAUACACAAACCUAAAAAUCAAACUGGUAAUAUAAAAAAUCCUUCUAAAACCCAUCUAGACAUAUUGGCUGGAGUUCUAGGGUAUUGCCAAAAAUUAAAACAUAGGUACAUAAAAUUCAUAUUUAGGAUUUCCCUAAGAAAAAUAACUAACGCCCCUCCCUUUGUUUCUAAUCUUACACUCCAGAAUGACUUACAAAUAACAACAAUACUCGGCGGAACCAAAUUUUUCUACAAAAGAUUUUAUAACAAACUACCUUUCCAUUGUAACCAUCUUAUAAAAAAUGUAUCAACCUUAUCCAUUCCAGGUAAUCCCCAAGACGGAUAAAGCGUAAAUAGUGCCGCGAUCUUCUAAAUUAUCACUAACAACAACAACAAAAUUAACUAAUUAAAAACUCAAGAUAGGUAAUGUCACUAAAGGGUGGCUUCUUCCCUCAAAAGCUUAACAUGUAACUCCUCUCAUCACAUUUGCUUAUUAUUCUAAAUAAGAAUAGAUUGUAAACAUCUUAUAAAAAUGUAAAAAAAAAAUAUAUCCAUAAAAUAGAUACAGUGAUUUAUUACAAUACGCAAUACUGUAUAUCUGUAUUCUUUAAAUAUUUUUAUUAUCAUUACAUUACAUUAAUCAAUAAUAAUAAUUGUGAUUUGUGAACAAGUUUCAAACCGUUUAUUUCAUACAGGAUUUGACGAUCACAAGUGACAACAUAAUACAUUAUGUCUUAUUGGAAAACAAAAUCAUACAAAAAACGAAUGAUUAUCUUAACUCGUAAGGUUAAAUUAAACAUUAUUCAUUAUAAGUUAUGAAUUAUUACUAAUUUCUAAAUAUACUUACCUAUAUAGGCUAAAAUAAAUAUUAAGUUAAAAUGUAAAUUGUAAAUAUAUAAUAGUAGAUAGGUAACAAAUAUUAUAAUCAUACAACAUAACAAUCAAUGCUCAUUAAUUAAACAGUACAAACAAGUAUUAUUAAUUAGUUAUACUUUUAAACAUUUACCGAACAAAUUACAAAUUUAAGCUAAACACUUGAAUAUCAUAAAUAAUCUAACUAAAUAUUUAAUUUAAAAAACUGGGUACAAUGUUACACAGUAUGUACCAUGUUUUCAUAUAAUUACUUAGGUAAUUUAAAAUAUAAGAAUAUGUGUCAUAUAUUAUUUGUACAUUCUAUUAACAUUUAAAUUGUAUUACAGAUGUAUUGUUAUUAGUUUAUUACCUACAUGUUUUCAUAUGAUAAUAAUUUACGACGAGAAAAACUCUUAAUUUAAUUUCUUAUACAAUCCACAUUACCUGUAAUUGACCCAACUUAAUUAUAUUAUUGUAGAAUAAUAUGUAAUAAAUACCCAUAACUCGUUACCAACUCCGCUACUCGUAUAGUCAUUAAUUAUUAGUGUAUUACUUAUUAUAUUUAUUGGCUUUUAAUUUUUAGCUAUUGUGAAUAAAAUAAAUUUUUAUCGUUAAUCUUAAAUUAAUAUUGCAAAAUAAAUAUUGUGUACAUAAAACUACAUAUAUGUUAUAAAUUAUAAAAGUACCUACUCAAAGUAUAUACAAGUUAAUUCAGUGCCGUAUUAACGCAGAAAGGUAGGGGGUCAUGGGUCCGGACCCCCCUCCAUUGACCCCAUAAAUACCUA